AUGGCUUUCUACAGAAUCAACACCUCACAAGGACCGUAUGACACAAUAGAGCUUAAUGCAUUAGACACAUACGGUAGUUCCACGCCGAAUCAUGCAUCGAAUCCCGCACAAGAUGAAUACACCCCUGCCUUAGAAGCCUUCAGUAAACGAUAUGCUCCUCUCCAUGGAUACAUAAGUGUCUUUGUUUGCGUGUUUGGAAUAAUUGCUAACGUUGCAAAUAUAGUAGUACUUACGCGAAAAAAUAUGAUAACAACGACUAACAUUGUCCUCACCUGGCUAGCGGUAACUGAUUCCAUGAAAAUGUUGGAUUAUCUGCCCUUUGUGACCUACUUCUAUAUUUUAAAGGAAGACGAUCUGGAAUAUUUCUCUUCGCGAAGCUACAGUUGGAUGUGUUUUCUGUUGUACCAUGCGAGUUUCAGUAUUGUUUGUCACACAGUGGCGAUAUGGUGUACUAUUGUGCUGGCAAUUAUGAGAUUCCUCAUUAUCUGGUUCCCAGCAAAGGGUUCAAUGUGGUGCAGUCAUCGUCGCGCCAAGAUAUCUAUCGCAGUCGUAUAUGUAUCCGUUGUCAUCCUAUGUAUUCCAAAUUAUAUGAUGAAUACGAUGACUACCCAUUACAAAAACGUUACGGACGCACACGGUAACGUGUAUACGGACGUUACAUACCACUCAAGUGUACGAAAGGAAGGGGUGUUUCAUGUGGUUAGUGAUAUAAAUUUUUAUAUCCAGGCUAUUCUGGUCAAACUUGUUCCCUGUGUCACGCUAACCAUAUUCACAGUGUUACUCAUUUACGCCAUGCACAAGGCUUACAAAAAGCGAAUGGCUCUGAAAAAUCAAGGAAAGAAGGAGGACGCUGAUCGUCACCAUGAACAUAACCGAACCACGGGAAUGCUACUUGCUGUCGUUGUGUUGUUCCUCAUCACCGAACUGCCACAAGGCAUGCUCACUCUUCUCAUCAUCUUCAUUCCAUCAAUACAAACCAGUGUUUACAAUCCACUGGGAGAUGUUCUCGAUAUAGUUGCUCUUUGUAACAAUGCUAUAAACUUUGUACUGUACUGUAGUAUGAGCACACUAUUUCGAGACACAUUUGUCCGAAUAUUUUGUAAUUGUUGUCCGAAAAAUCGUCCUGGUUGGUCAAAAACUAAACUUAUCACAAAUGGCAAUGGUAGAAAAUAUAAUUCGACAAACGAUGGCACGGUCGCUACAGAUGUAUAG
Molecule: messenger RNA, 1212 nt
Organism: Ylistrum balloti
Lineage: Eukaryota; Metazoa; Mollusca; Bivalvia; Pectinida; Pectinidae
Product: G-protein coupled receptor dmsr-1-like
Exons: 1
Coding region: 1-1212 (403 amino acids)
Biological process (GO): G protein-coupled receptor signaling pathway
Cellular component (GO): membrane
Molecular function (GO): G protein-coupled peptide receptor activity
Source: RefSeq, a predicted model, not a curated record